This is a messenger RNA of Labrus mixtus (cuckoo wrasse), 2004 nucleotides long. It is a transcript of the gene glrbb, whose product is annotated as glycine receptor, beta b. Gene Ontology annotation, cellular component: postsynaptic membrane; synapse; neuron projection. The coding region runs from base 431 to 1921 and encodes 496 amino acids. Gene Ontology annotation, biological process: regulation of membrane potential; chloride transmembrane transport; signal transduction. The transcript has 10 exons. The record is from RefSeq and is a predicted model, not a curated record. Gene Ontology annotation, molecular function: transmembrane signaling receptor activity; neurotransmitter receptor activity; extracellularly glycine-gated chloride channel activity. Lineage: Eukaryota; Metazoa; Chordata; Actinopteri; Labriformes; Labridae.
GAGGCGGGGAGCGGCUGUCCACGGUGCUGAUGGGAGGACUGAUGAUGCUCUCGGGCUCUGUGCAGCCGCUACUGCGCAUGUUGCAUGACAGGUACACGCAAGCCUCCAUCUUGGGCUUCCCGAGCUGAGGCGAAAGGGCAGCAGCCAUAUAUACACAGUAAUUCCAAAAAUAACAACAAAACGGGGCGCGGCAAUAAAAAAAAAAAAAGGAAAGAAAGAAAGAAAAUUGGCAAAUUGCCGAGAUGUAACUUUUGUAUUUUCUUCAACAAAUAGCUUUAGAGGCGAACUGAGCGCGCAAGCAGAAUGGAAGAGAAAGACAGCGACUGGUCUGGAAGCCUCUUUUAACGACACUUACACAGUCAGCUUUACUCGGUCUACUUUCCUGAGGAUUUGACAGGUGACAAAGCCGAAAGGCUCCACUCACACCAGAAUGGGAAUCAAGACGCUUACCAUCUUUCUGCUCGUCCUCUCGCUUUGUGUGGAGGGAGCGUCUGCCAAAGAAAAGGGAACAAAGAAGGGGAAGAAGAAAGGGAAGCAGGUUUACUGUCCGUCACAGCUGUCACCGGAGGAUCUGGCUCGAGUCCCUGCCAAUUCCACCAGUAACAUCUUGAACAGGUUACUGAUCACCUAUGAUCCCAGAAUAAGGCCCAACUUCAAAGGAAUUCCCGUGGAGGACCGAGUGAACAUUUUCAUCAACAGUUUUGGCUCCAUCCAAGAGACGACCAUGGACUACAGAGUCAACAUCUUCCUGCGACAGCGGUGGAACGAUCCCCGGCUGAAGCUCCCUCAGGACUUCAAGUCGGAUUCUCUCACCGUCGAUCCAAAGAUGUUCAAAUGUCUCUGGAAACCCGACCUGUUCUUCGCCAACGAGAAGAGUGCAAACUUCCACGACGUCACGCAGGAGAACAUCCUCCUCUUCAUUUUCCGUAAUGGAGACGUCCUCAUCAGUAUGAGGUUGUCCGUCACCCUUUCUUGUCCGCUGGAUCUGACGUUGUUCCCCAUGGACACACAGAGGUGUAAAAUGCAACUAGAGAGCUUUGGAUACACCACGGACGACCUGCAGUUCAUGUGGCAGACGGGAGACCCCGUGCAAAUGGACGCCAUCGCUCUGCCACAGUUUGACAUCAGACAAGAAGAUAUUGAUUACGGGAACUGCACAAAAUUCUAUGAAGGAACAGGGUACUACACUUGUGUGGAGGUCAUCUUCACUCUCAGGCGACAGGUUGGCUUCUACAUGAUGGGUGUUUACGCCCCAACCCUGCUCAUCGUAGUCCUCUCCUGGCUGUCCUUCUGGAUCAACCCUGAUGCCAGUGCCGCCAGGGUACCUUUGGGCAUCCUCUCAGUGCUCUCCCUGUCCUCCGAGUGCACCUCGCUGGCUUCAGAGCUGCCCAAAGUGUCCUACGUCAAGGCCAUCGACAUCUGGCUCAUCGCCUGCCUGCUGUUUGGUUUUGCCUCGCUGGUGGAGUACGCCGUGGUUCAAGUGAUGCUCAACAGCCCUAAGCGUAUCGAAGCGGAGAAGAUUAAGAUGGCAGCCAAGGAUAAAGCUGCGGGAAAGAUUCCUGCUACCAAGAACAACACGGUCAACGGGACGGGAGGGACGCCACUUCAUGUCAGCACCUUACAUGUGGCCGAGACUCGCUGCAAGAAGGUGUGCACCUCCAAAUCGGACCUGCGGACCAACGACUUCAGCAUCGUGGGCUCGCUCCCGCGGGACUUUGAGCUGUCGAACUUUGACUGCUAUGGGAAGCCGAUCGAUUUGGGCGCCGGUGCUGGCAAAUCCCAGUCGAAGAAAAACAAGAAACCCCCUCCUCCGAAACCUGUGAUCCCCUCGGCGGCCAAACGAGUCGACCUGUACGCCCGAGCCCUCUUCCCCUUCACCUUCCUCUUCUUUAACGUCAUUUACUGGUCCGUAUACUUGUGAUUACCUUGAAAUUACCUUGUAUUUUUAACCCUUAAAACAUCACACACGUGGGUGCUUUGAUGAUCUGAAUAUUUUACAAAAGU